UCCCCAAAACCAAUUUACUUCCAAAUGGAGGUUCGCUGCGUUUAACCCUCCGAAGGUGUAUAUCAUCUUGUAUGGGUCUUCUGUUGAACAUCCUAAUGAAGUGUUGGGGUUCAUAAGCUGGAUAUCUAGCGUACUCUCGUCUAAGGUCACCUAUGAGAUUCUUUUGUACAGUGAAGAGAUGGAAGGAGCCCUUCAGGGACUCCUAUGAGUACAGUCGCUUGUUACAGCGUUAUGGAGGGACCAAAGGCCUUGAAGUUAUUCAUGCUCAGAUAGUCACUGGUGGUUAUGAGCAGAAUCCCUUUCUGGCGGCGAAACUGGUGAGUCAAUAUGCAGACCGUGGUGAGUUGAGUAUGGAAGAUGCAAGGAAAGUGUUUGAUCGUGUGUGCGAGAGAGAUAUUCUAUUGUGGAAUGUGGUCAUCCAGGGCUAUGCCAAUUCGGGCCCGUUUGUGGAAGCUGUGAACAUGUAUGAUCAGAUGCGUAGGAGGGGAAUAUUUACAAAUCGAUACACGUUCCCUUUUGUGCUCAAGGCUUGUGCUUCAUUAGGGGAUGGAAAGAAGGGUGGGGUUAUCCAUGGUCAUGUCGUCAAGGUUGGUUUGGAGGCUGAUUUGUUUGUGGGAAAUGCGUUUGUUGCAUUUUAUGCCAAGUGCAAAGAAAUCAAAAUGUCUCGGAGAGUUUUUGAUGAAAUUCAUAAUAAGGAUCUUGUGAGUUGGAAUUCUAUGAUUUCUGGUUAUAUGCAGAAUGGAUUUGCUAACGAAGCUCUCAUCAUUCUCCACCAAUUAUUGUGGGAUGAUACGGUUGGCAUGCCUGACCACGCUACUCUUGUUAGUGCACUCCCAGCUUGUGCCCAAGCAGCUUCCAUCCAAGAAGCAUUUUGGAUUCAUUCUUACAUAAUAAAGACAGGAAUGAAUGUGGAUGCUGCUUUGGGCAGUGGUCUAAUAACUGUGUAUGCAAAUUGUGGCUGCUUGGACACUGCUCGGAAACUUUUCGAUAAAUUGUCUGAGAGGAACAUCGUGGUGUGGAAUGCGAUGAUAAGGUGUUACGGGAUGCAUGGCCAUGCCCACGAGGCGAUUGACUUGUUCUCAAGAAUGGUAGAGACUGGUGUAAAACCAGAUGGUAUCAGCUUUGUUAGUGUGUUAUCUGCAUGUUGCCAUGUGGGGUUGGUCGACGAGGCCUGGAAGCUUUUCUACAAAAUGGAAGAUUAUACAGUUGAGAAGAAUGAUGAGCAUUAUGCUUGCAUGGUAGAUCUGCUAGGCCGAGCAGGUUAUCUUGAUGAGGCAGUCAAAUUUAUUGAAAACAUGCCUGUGGAGGCUGGCAAGAAUGCCUAUGGGGCCUUACUAGGUGCUUGUAGAAUUCAUAAUAAUAUAGAACUGGGGGAAGAGGUUGCUGAAAGAUUGUUUGUUCUUGACCCUAACAAUGCAGGGCGAUACAUAAUUCUAGCAAAGAUGUACGAGGAUGCGGGUCGAUGGGAGGAUGUAGCUAGAUUGAGAAAGGUUAUGAGACUGAAGAAAAUUAAGAAACCACUUGGAUGCAGUACUAUUGAGGUGGACAAUGUGAUCCACACUUUUGGAGUGGAGGAUGAGUCGCAUCCAAUGACGGGCCAGAUUUUUGACACGCUGGAAAGAUUGGAAGUACUUGUGGGGGAAGAGAAGGCUAUAAUUUGAACUUGAAAACUAAAGCAAGCAUCUCUCCGGCUGCCGCUGUACCUAACAGUUCAGUUCAGUUC
Messenger RNA from Telopea speciosissima, 1723 nucleotides. Its product is annotated as pentatricopeptide repeat-containing protein At3g12770-like. The transcript has a single exon. The record is from RefSeq and is a predicted model, not a curated record. Gene Ontology annotation, molecular function: protein binding; RNA binding. NCBI's taxonomy places the organism in Eukaryota, Viridiplantae, Streptophyta, Magnoliopsida, Proteales, Proteaceae. Gene Ontology annotation, biological process: RNA modification. Bases 153 to 1661 code for a protein of 502 amino acids.